Molecule: messenger RNA, 4147 nt
Organism: Schistosoma bovis
Lineage: Eukaryota; Metazoa; Platyhelminthes; Trematoda; Strigeidida; Schistosomatidae
Source: the annotation of a GenBank genome assembly
CUGGCUCUUUCGAGUGGUGUCAUGUUCAUUUAAAUUGUCAGUGCUUGAUGUAAUUGUUACCGUUGAUAUUGAAAUGUUGAUUUGUAUUUCGCUCCACUCUCAUGGACCAAUCAGAUCCAUAAGAGUGACCGAGGUUACUUAAUAGAAUGGAUGUGCCUGCGGAGUCUGGCAGUGAUGAACCUGGAGUUUUGAAAGAGAUUGACUGCUAUAUAUCCCCAGCUAUGCAGAAGCAAAUCCUAUUGCUUUUGUAUAAAAAUCGAGAGAAUUAUCACACACUAGAUAAUGAGUCAAUUAAAGAAGCUCGUAUUAAGCCGAAUCUUGAUUUGCUUGAAUUUGUUGUUGAGGAUGGGCGGAGUUCUUUUGUUGAAUCUGUUGGGGAGCAGAUAGACACAUAUUUACUUCGGUCAAACACCGUCGCAUUUCCGAGGACGUUACUGGGGUACUUUGUCAAUGAUGAAUGCCACUUUAUACCGCUUAAACGAGACUCUUUGGUUUUGGAUACGUGUAAAGAAGCAGCUAAAGUUGAUAAGACAAAUCAGAAUUCUGAUUCAUCAACUUCAACUCCUGUGGGUCCCGCAGCAUUCGUUUCUGCCCGUCUUAGGACUGCUGAUGCAAUUGCACUACGAGGUCCUAUGGCGAGUCGUCGUAAGCCUGCAGAUAGUGAUCCUGAUGUUAUAUUUCUGAAACAACAGGUCCAAGCACCAUGGUGCCCAGUACACUACAAACGAUUUAUUCCUAGUGAAGCCUUUGAAAGGCGUAUUCCUUUAUUGUAUCCAAAUGAUGAUAUGCCAGAAUUGACUAGAAAUCGUGUAACAGGUCCAAGUCAAGAAGAAUAUGUGAACAAUUUGUUAGCUUCAGUAACACCACAUGUCGUUGAUCGUAGUCGCACGGAGCCUGUUAAACUGCCUACUUUGGGAGAACUCAUUCAAACAAUAAUGAUAAAAGCACAACUUAUUCGAUUCGACAAGUUAGUUAUUUGUUUACGUGAACGCUUCAAAGAUCCACAUUCAGUUACUAAUACUAGUGUUUUGCAAUACUUACCGACUUUUGCUGUUCUACUCCGCGGAUGGUGGGUCGCUAAAAGUGAAAUACUUUAUCCUCCAAAUUCAUUCAGUGAACAUAGUGGUACACCAAAUACACUACUGAUUCGGGCACGUGAUUAUAUUAUGGCUGUAUUUCAUCGCGGUGAACAUUUAACUCGUAAAACUAUUUCAUGCAUGACUAAAGUGCCUACUGUUGAGGCUACGGAAAUACUGAAAUCUUUAGCUUGUAAAAUGUCGACUACUCAGAAAGGGUGUGCAAAUCAUUGGGAAUUUUAUCCGACCGAUUAUGAUUUUAUCAAAAAAUAUCCAGAUAUUGUACAACAACAACAAGUUGCUUGGGAAAUUCGCAUUCGUCAAUUAUGCACACAAUUAAAACUAGAACAUCUCGUAUCGGAUGGAGUUCGACGUAAACGUAAUCCUGGACAACAUUCUGGUGAAAGUGGUUCAGAUUCUGACAGUGGCUUCAAAUCACUUGUUUCAGGAGUACAUAUUUCAACCCCUAGUAAAAAUACAAAUCGUAAACGUUUACGUCAAUCAAGUGUAUGUCAUACAACAGAUACUGAUAAAGAUGCCAAUAAUUCAUUAAAACCACCUGAUCGGAAACGUGUACGAACUCAAAGUCUUUCAUCGAGUUAUUCUUCUGGUUUAUCAUCUCCUCAUUCUACUUCUACAAAAUUACCUUGUCUUCAAACAGAUGGUGUAUCGUCAAAAUUUUGUAUACCUACUAGUCCACCACCUGUGAAAAUAAAUUCUCCGAAACUAAAAGUAAAUAGUACACCUAUUUCUUCAGAUCUUCCCGAUAAUUCAUCAACUGCAUUAUCAACAAAUUCAUUUAAUAAUCAGACAGUUGGUUGCAAACUGGAACCUCCUACUCCUGAGGAUCGUGAUCCUGAUAUCCCUACUGCUGCUGCUGCGGCUAGUGUUACUGAUUCAGAAAUGAAUGAACUCAAGCUUAAACGUUCUCCAUCAUCCCAUGAUAUAUCUCAAUCAGCUAUCAUGGACAACGGUCACAAUGAUACCAAUAGUAAUACUGAAUUAUCUAGUCAAACAGAUCUUAUUAGUAAUCAUAUUGGUUUACCAUGUACACCUUUACAACCUGUUAAUGAUACUAAUAUAGACAAUAACGACAGUGUUUUGAAAUUUGACAGUGACAAUGAAAUGCCAGAAUUAUUAAUGAAUAAUUCAAUUAAUUUUGUAAAAAAUGUUUUAAAUACUCAACCAAUUGUAGCAUUGUCAGCAUUGACAAAAGUCUAUCAGCAACAGUUAGGUAAUUUUGAUGCAAACUUCUAUUCUACACUUUGGAAGAAUAGUCCACCACCUCCUCCAGGCUCUGAAAGUGAACGUGAAUUGUUAAAAACGUAUCUUUUGAAAGUUUUACAAACAAUUGAUGCACGUCAGUUAACAGUUUGUUGGCCAAAUAUACCAACAGCACUUGAAAAAGAACCAUUAUUUGUAAUAAAAGUAGCUGGUCCAGAAUGUGGAGCUGUCAGUGAAUCAAUAGCACAGUUCCGUGAUAUAAUCUUAGCACUUUAUGAAUCUUUGCCAAGUUUCAAAAUGAAAGAUUUACAAGAAAAAUGCCCAAUCUUUCCACCAAAAGGCAUGUCUGAAAAAGCUAUGCGAACAUUCAUUAAACAAUACUGUAUAUUCAGACAUGGGAGAUACUUUCUACGUUGUACUGUUUCUGACGAUUAAUCUUUUUGAAUAAUCACUUGAAAGAAUUCAAAUGGAUUAUUAUCAUUAUUAUUACUUCAUAUAUUGCUUACCUUUUGUAUGUCAUAUCAACACAAUUUGUAUAUUAUAACUUUCUAUUUCUUCUUGUGAAUACUUUGAAUUUUGCAAUAAAUUUAUUGCAUUGUGUAUACAGUUAAAUAUGUCUUAUUGUUUGACUUCAAUAUUUUUUGUUACACAUCUGGUAAGUGGGAAAAUACAUUUCGUAAGAAUCAGCUGAUUAGCGUUUCUUUUACUUCUUUGACGUACUUAUAUGUUGGUACGAUUGAGAAACUAAAGAAAUAAUCUUGGCAUCACAAAUAAGCAGGAUAAUACUGUAAAGAAAUAGAAGAGGAAAGAUAAGUAAAAUAUAAAAGAAAUAACUAGACAAAAAUAGAAUUUAGUAAGAGAUAAAUUUCAUAUUAAAACACGAUUAUAUAGGAUUUCUUCGAGUUGAAGGAGUUCAGUAGUUGAAAUCAUUAGUCAGUUGAAGCUAGACCACCAUAGAAAGCCUGGAAGCACUGAAUAUCCUUUUCGUCCUAGGAUGGGACUCAGCAUCCACGAUCCCGCUCCCCGCGAGGUUCUAACCCAGGACCUAUCAGUUUCGCGCGCACUGCUGAAGAGUCCCAUAUUAGGAAAAACGGUCGUCCAGUGCUCCCAGGUUUUCCAUCGUUUUCAAAAUGACUCAUGAUUUCAACUAUUGAAACUACUAAAAUCUCCACAAAACCCCUUCUCUUAAAGAAGUUCCUUCCAUUUUUAUGAAUUCAAAAGAAAACUAUAGCAGGAUUACCAUUAGGUUAACUGGUUAUCGUCCUACCUCUUUUACCCGAUCCCAACGCUGCCGUAUAAUACAUGGUAUGAAAGCUGCUGAGAUGACACUUGUGAAACAUAUCCAAACCGCUGAAGACAGUGUCGAAUCUCAGAGUCACUGGCUUUCGUGUCCUGAAUUGACAGAUACGUGGUAAUUCAUCCACUUUGGCUAUGAAUAUGAAGAGGUCAGGGAGUGUAAAUGUAGGCUGAUUAAAAGUCAAUUCAAUUAUCGUUGGUAUAGAACGGUAAAGAGGUCUUAACUGCAGUGGUAAUAACCAACGAUCGACAACUCUCAAGAUACUUAUUUACGAAACAAUCAGAUUGAGAUGAGCCCCUGACUCUUAGUGACUUUAUAAGUUUCAUAUCUAAUUGAAUGAGAGGAACAGUAUUAGGGAUUGAAAAAUUAAUCCUGGAGAUCUUUUAAUGGUGGCAGUCCAUUUUUAGCAGUUAUAUUGACUGUGAUAUCAAAUGUAAUCUGGGGACUCGGCAUUAUGUCAUCUGACCUCUCAAUGUCUGGUCGUUCCAGUUUAUAAAAAGGAACAGGGAUUUACAUGUGAUAAAUGUGAAUGGGUUAGUUCGCUUAAUAU